This is a messenger RNA of Eruca vesicaria subsp. sativa (arugula), 1741 nucleotides long. The record is from the annotation of a GenBank genome assembly. Lineage: Eukaryota; Viridiplantae; Streptophyta; Magnoliopsida; Brassicales; Brassicaceae.
AUGGUCUCUGUCCAGAAGAACUUCUGUGUUCUGAGGGAAGAAGAUAUUCUCAGGCACCAGAUGGAUGAUAUUGAGCGUGUUUCCGUCGUCCUUUCCAUAACUGAAGUCGAAGCAAGUUUUCUGCUUCGUCACUAUCACUGGAGUGUCGGAAGAGUUCAUGAUGAAUGGUUUGCGGAUGAAGAGAGAGUGCGGAAUACUGUUGGCUUAUUAGAGAGUCCUGUUGUUCCACCGUCUGAUGACACAGAAGUAUUCUUACUGACACAUGGUCUGGUGGUUUUGCUGACAUGUGGAAUCUGUUUCGAUUCAUACCCUCCUGAGCAAAUUGCUUCGGUUUCUUGUGGCCAUCCUUUCUGCACCACAUGCUGGACAGGUUACAUCAGCACCACCAUUAAUGGUGGCCCCGGAUGUUUGAUGCUAAGAUGUCCCGACCCAUCUUGUCUAGCUGCUGUUGGUCAUGAUAUGGUUGACCAGUUAGCGUCCGAAGAAGACAAGAAGAAGUACAAUAGAUACUUUCUUAGAUCUUAUAUUGAAGACAACAGAAAGAUGAAGUGGUGUCCUGCCCCGGGGUGUGAUUAUGCCAUUGAUUUUGUUGCCGGGUCUGGAAAUUAUGAUGUUUCCUGCUUGUGCUCGUUUAGCUUUUGCUGGAAUUGCACAGAAGAGGCUCACCGACCUGUGGAUUGUAUCACAGUUUCAAAAUGGAUUUUAAAGAACAGUGCUGAAUCUGAAAAUAUGAAUUGGAUACUUGCCAAUUCAAAGCCUUGUCCAAGAUGCAAGCGGCCAAUAGAAAAGAAUCAGGGUUGUAUGCACAUCACACGUACACCGCCUUGUAAAUAUGAAUUUUGUUGGCUGUGUCUUGGUGCAUGGAUGGAUCAUGGGGAAAGAACUGGUUAUGCUUGUAACCGGUACGAGGUGGCCAAGCAAGAAGGGCAGUAUGAUGAGACCGAAAGGAGGAGAGAGAUGGCAAAGAAUUCAUUAGAGAGAUACACACAUUAUUAUGAACGCUGGGCAAGCAAUCAAACGUCGAGGCAAAAGGCUAUGACGGAUCUGCAGCAAUUGCAGACGCAUAAUCUUGAGAAGCUUAGUGACAAACAGUGCACACCAGAAUCUCAGCUCAAAUUUAUCGUAGAAGCUUGGCUCCAGCGCAGAUCAUCGAAUGUUGAAGAAGACAGCUUAACGUUGUCGUAUGGUUCAUGGGAAGCUGAGUCAGGUUUGGAGGGGCUCCAUCAGUGCGUAGAAAAGGAGUUGCUUCAGUUUCUCAAUGCGGAAGGCCCAUCAAAAAAUUUCAAUGAUUUCCGGACAAAACUAGCUGGUUUGACCAGUGUGACGAAAAACUACUUUGAGAAUCUGGUGAAAGCUCUGGAGAACGGUCUUGCUGAUGUAGACUCGCACGCGGCUUGCAGCAGCAAAACAACAAGCUCUAAAUCAACAGGUUGCAGUGGCAAAACAAGAGGUAAAGGCAAAGGAAGUUCCAGAUCCAGCAGAAGCCCAGAUAACUGAUAAUAUUAUAUCUCAUGUCCUCGUUAAGGUAUAAAAACCCGAACCAGUCUGAAAAGCUUACUUCAGUAGUUGUAGUUUCUUAGUACAUUUGGAGAAUGCAGAUGAUCAAAGUGAAGUCUAGUUCGUCUCUCAUGUGGGUAUCGGGGUUUGAUUUGUAGGGUUUGGGAUACGUUUCCUACUCAUGUAUAGUGUAAAAAGAAUAUUUAUGUGUCAUCUCUACACACAUUGUAACUUUACUCCUGCC